AUGGGAUCACCGAAGCGAGCGGCAGCAAAGGAGUCACGGCUGCAGUUGCGGAUGGCUGCACGCUACCAAAACGCGCUGGUCACCUUCCACGAUGGUGUGCGGGAGUUCAACAAGCAGCUCGACGAGGAACAAAUGCUUCGGCUGGUGAACCUGAAGGAAUUUCUGCAGCGCAGCCACAACGAGUGUACCGCAGCGCUACAGGCAGAGACGAAUCGCGUGGAGGCCCACAAAAAUCUGCUUGCGCAGCCCGCCGUGUGUGACGCAGAGGAGCUUAUGCAGCCGUUUACAGACGACUACCACGAGGUCGAGGUACGCAUAGACGACAGCAAGGCUCGGCUGGAGGCGGAGCGCCAGCGUCUGCUUUCUCUGUGCGUCGAGAUGCGCCAGUCGUAUCAGUCGCGCGUUGACGCCAUCACGAGCUGCGAGGAAAAUAUGGAGACGCGUGAGAAGGAGAGACGUGAGGGGCUUAAGAAGUCGCUUGUAGAGUUUGUAGAGGCUCUCACAAAGAUCAGCUACACAAGCAUUGGUGCCUCCCACGUCUUGGCGCAGCGGGCGAUUCAUGAAAUCAACGAGCAUCUUUGUAAAAAUCACACCAGCAGGGAAACUCUUUUGGCGCAGCUGCGCUGUCGAGAGAUAUUGCUGCAACGGCAAUACAGCCGCCAGCUGGCUGAUGUCUACGGGACUUCGCUGGAGCUCAUGAUGCGGAGUUGUAUAAGGUGGGCAACAACGUUGUUGCAAACGGCACACUUCUGCCGACCGCAGUGCCGCAUGCGGGCGGUUGAGCAGACGGGCCGACUGGUCAGCAGCAUACGGCGGGACGGGACGCAGUUUCUAGGAAAUAUGGCAACGACAGUGCAGUCACUGCGCCGCGCGCGUGAGCCGCUGCAGACGGAGUGCGGCCAAAUUUGCGGUGGGACUCUGCCUGAUGGCUGGCUGCGCAGCUUUAACGGUGGCCUUUUCUCACCAGUUUUCCCAGUGAGUCCCUCGGAGGUGACGGUGGAGUGGCGCGUCAAGGCGAACGUGCUGGUACGCAACAUCCUGGUGCAGUGCGCCACCGCCGUGGAGGAUGUCCGGAUUGCGGAACAGGAGCUGUGUGCGGAGGCGGAGUUGCUCCUCAGUGAGUUGCACACCCUCGCGCGCUGGAUAUGCGAGCCGGAGGCGAAAGAGACGGAGCUGUUGGCGCAGGCCUCAUUGUACGGCGUCGAUGAGGUGUAUAGCCGCUUCACCUGUGCGAAUUCUGCGCUGCAGGCACAAUUUAGCGCCGAGGUGGACGCGGGUGUGCUUCCGCUGCUCACAAUCAUCCGACGUGAGAGCCAGUGGUUCACUACCAAGGUGGAGACUGAGCUGAACAGUCAGCACGCGGCGCUUGAGAGUGUGCUGCUUACCGGGCCGAUCAACGUACUUUUCACCUUUGAGAAGGCGACAGACGCGUUGGAGGAGACUGCGACAAACGCCCUGGGUUUUAUUCGCUCCGGGUUUAUUGCUCUCCAUGAGGCACGCAAGGACCACGACGACAAUCUUCGCCACGUGGAGAUGGAGCUCGCGCGGAAGCAGGAGGAACUGCAGCACGCGCCUACUAUGGAGACAGCGGAGGUACUGUUUGUCGAGUGUCUGGCUGUGCUUGAACGCAUCGCCGCCCAGCACGUGGAUUUCAAGCACCACACAGUGCAGUCGCUGCAGCGCGUGGCGCAGGAUGGGAAGAUGGAGGUGGAGCAGCACUGCGCCAAGUUGUUGCUGCUUUUUGGCCUGGAGAGCGAGGAGGCGUGCCUGCAGCGCGAGCGUGAGGCGGCGACGACGGCGACGACGACCACCACCACCACCACGAAGCGGGGGCGUGCGAAGGAAGUCGUGGUGGAGCCCGACACCCUGAGUGAUUUGGAUUCGGUGCCCUCGUACCCCACCAUCACGGCGGUGGAUGGACAGAUGUACUAUGUCGUUGGGCCCAUAGCGUUGGGCGACAGACCGCCCACUACGUCAGCAGGAGCAUCGCCGUCUUCGCCGUCGCAACAGCCGCCGCAUCAGUUGCAGAGGAAGAGAAGCUUUGGCGGCGAAGGUGGACGCAACCGCCUGAUGCCGAUCGGGAAGAGGCGGCCGCCGCUUCCGCAGUCACAGCGCAGCAGCAAAAAGGUGAAGGGCGGGGCUGCACAGAGUGAGAGCAGCGGAACCUCCCCUCGAUUGUCCCCAGUGCCGGUGGUUUUGCCACCGCCUGCCUUUCUCGACACGUACGAGUCGCUGCUGCGGCCCACGCUGCAAGGGGACAACGAGGCGACAGCAUCGCUCUCAUCGGCCACGGUGGAGGAGUGGCGCGAGAUGCUUCGUGUGGAGGUGCUCAACUGGACCGUGCAACUUCGCCACAUCUCCGUGGAGCAUGUACAAAAGCAAUGCAACGCGCAGAGGUCCGCAAUUGAUGCGGAGACGAAUAAAAUCCUGCGGUACCACCGACGUCGUCCCGCCACAGUGCAGUCCGAAUACUACGAGGGACGCAUACGCGAGAUUGAGACGACGCAAAUGAAGAAGGAGAACCACUGCAACCGUCUGCUGGAACAUUUUACGGUGCUUGAAAACGUCUGGUCUUCCAUUGGGGGGGGUGACCAGGCGGAGGCCCACGAUACCCAGCUGUUCGAGCAGCUGCAGGAACUAGAAAAACUGGCUCCAAAGGCGAACACGACGAACGCACUGAUCUUGCAGGAGCGGAACUUUGCCUCCCUUGCCUCCACCUCUUUGGAGGCACACUCAAAUCGCUACCACAAGAUCAUGGCGGAUGUAGCGAAGCAGAAGGAGUUAUUGGAGUCCAAGUGCCGUAAUUACCUCCUCAGCUGCGGGAAGGGUGUCCCGGAGAGCUUUGACAAACUUGAGGACACAAGCGCGUGGGACGACCCGAAUGACAGUAGCUGCAAGCAGGUCAUUGAAGUUCUGCUGCGAUUGCACAACACCGCAAAGGCUCUUAAGGAGAAACUUAGCUCGGAGCGCGAUCAACACGUGCAGCACUUGGACGCGGCGAAGUCCAGCUACGCGGUGGUGUUUGAGCAGAACUUGGAGGAGUUGCAGCUGCUGGAGCGUGUGCAGGAGGUCCUGUCACGGCUCAAGGUGCAGGUGCACUCCCUCAUGACGCUCUCGGAGACAAGUGAGGCAAAGAUUGAGGAGACGUUGAAAGAGUUGGAGGAAAAGCUGUCCUCAUCGCCCUUGUCAUACGACUUUUCCAACGCACUGGCGAAAGUGGCGGGGUGGGUGUAUGGCGGCGCAGGCGCCACCGCAGAGUCGUUGACGCUGCCUCCUGCAGGUGGACCCUCCUCCUCACCCACGCUGUCGAUGGAGUCCAUUGCGAGAGGACCGGGGGGAACCGCGGUGACGCUCACGGAAGAUAGCAUACGCGAGGUGGAGGCCGAGCUGAGUGAGCGGUUGGCGGAGGUGAAGACCGACAUUGAGCGGCAGAUCCGCGCGAGUGACAUGUCAAAGGUGCUGCGGAUUUUGGAUCACAUUCGCGAGAUGGUUUAUGUGCGUGGACGGCAACUGGACUGCCUGCAGUACGGCAUGGAGUUUUUUAACGUGCCGCAGGAAAACUACAUUGACCCCCGCCUUGGUGCCAAGGCUGAAGCAGCGGGGGAAGAUGCUGCCACGGCCGCAGCAGGAGCGGGGACUGAAAUAGCAACAACUUCCGCCUUAUCUAAGCAGGGACGCGUCCGAGGCAGGUCCAGGUUGUCGAUAUCACCGAAUUCCGUGUUGGCCGCGCUCUACACAACAAAUGAGCCUCCCGAAGUUAUCUCGGCGGAGCGACAGGUAAAAAAUUGGCUGGCGACAGCCAGGUCACAGGUGGAGCAUACGGCAGAGCAGCACUUUUCUGUGUGCCCAUCCCCGGUUGUGCGCCGAUUGCCCGGCAUGACAGGUGGGAGCUUGCAGGACGUGAUGGAGAUGUGUGAUUCAGUUUGUGACCAACAACAACGGAGGGUAAUGCAGCACGUGGUGCAGGCGACGCGACGAUACCGAGAGCAGGUUGACCGCCUCUUUGUGGCAUUGCAGAAUAUGCCGAGGUAUCUGGUCAAUGGGACAUGCGCCUUGUCUUUCAUGGCACUCGAGCGACGUGUCGCGACUGUGUUUGAUGUUUUUGCUAGCUUUUACGGCGAGUCUGACGCAAUCCGGGCGAUGCACGAUCGCCUCGUUAAGGUUACCCUCGCAUCGAACUACAACCACAGCAAACUGAACGAGCUCUGCAAGGCUGAGAGCCUCCGGCAGACCGUGGCGCAAGCCACGAUCGAAAAACUUUGGGGCUACACGCUGCGCGAGAUAGAGGAUGAGGCCGCCAUGCACGCGGCACGAAGCCUUAAUGUAGACAACAAUUUUUUUGCAUUUCUGCGGGGGGUUGUAAUGCCGGAGAGUUUAAAGCCCGCCGUCGAUGACGAGGGCAGUGGACGCCACCGGGGGCUGCGUGGCCUGCUGCGCCUCAAGGCAAAGGAGGACCGCGGGAAGGAGGCGCAGCAGCAGCAGCAGUCGUCGAUGAGGCGUGAGCGGAGGCUGCGUGAAACGAUGACUCAUCGCUCCUCGUCCGGCACACUGUUAGGCGGUAAAAGGGCGGAGUCCGCUUCACCUGUUGAGAUGGCGAGUGGGCAGCUGCCCACCCCGGCGCCGCUGGAGGUGGAACAUGGUAGCGUGCCGCUUCACGCUUUGCGGCCGCUGGAAUCCUUCAACGCCGGGCACCCGAGCGCCACCAUCAAUCUUCCGAACAGUGACCUCACACCGACGUUUGCCCGCGUCUCACUGGCGACGCGGCUUCAGACUCCGCCAGCCAACCGAAGACAGAAGAAGGAUGUCUUCGGCCCGCCCGUGGCCGAUGAACGGGGGCCGGUGGUGACCAUUGUUGCACCUGAAACGUCUUUGCACAUGAAAAUCGCAAAGCUGACGCAGCAGUCUGUUCAAUACUUUAACACCACCUCCUCGAACGUAGUGGACAGGGCGAAUGAUGCCUUUCAGGGGUGGACAGAGCAGGAGGCGAGGUGGCGAGAGACGUGGGGAGCAUCCAUAAAGCGCCUAAAGGGGUAG
Trypanosoma rangeli is the source of this 5034-nucleotide messenger RNA. RefSeq lists its product as uncharacterized. The transcript has a single exon. Bases 1 to 5034 code for a protein of 1677 amino acids. The record is from RefSeq and is a predicted model, not a curated record. NCBI's taxonomy places the organism in Eukaryota, Euglenozoa, Kinetoplastea, Trypanosomatida, Trypanosomatidae.